This is a messenger RNA of Fomitopsis serialis, 1059 nucleotides long. RefSeq lists its product as uncharacterized. Bases 89 to 775 code for a protein of 228 amino acids. The transcript is spliced from 2 exons. The record is from RefSeq and is a predicted model, not a curated record. NCBI's taxonomy places the organism in Eukaryota, Fungi, Basidiomycota, Agaricomycetes, Polyporales, Fomitopsidaceae.
GGAACGUCAAGCGCUCUAUGACAGCAUUUCUGGUAUUCUGGGUCCUUCGAACGGGAUCGAGGAGUCUGUCGGCACGUACAAAGCAUAUAUGCAGCACCAGAACCAGAUUUACUACGAGAGUCUCUUGCCUAGUCCUUCCCACUCUUCUGUCGCUGAAAAUAACACUUCUGUGGCCACGAACCCUUCUGUUCUACGUGCUUCUCAGGCUGGACUGGACGUCGGCUCGCUCCCUCAGCAGAACCCUCUCGGCUUAGGCAUGUCCACGCCGUACGUGGUGUACCCCAUCGGGCCUCUAGCUACCCACGGACCUUCUCAGUUCCAGCAAGACGAGAACCGGAAGCCGAGCGGUGGCUCGACCCCUGCCAUCCCGAACACUGGCCCUACUUCUCUCGCCUAUCUGCCACGCCACAUCCUUGAGAGCCCGCUCCUCAGGUCCCGCAACCCCAGCACGGUCGGGCACGCGCUGUAUGCGGUCAACCCCGUGCAGGCCCAUUCGUGGUACCCCGCUCAGGCAUACGCAGAGGCUGCGAAUCCUGUCUAUCGCCCUCAUAUGCCGACGUGGCAGCUGCCGUACAUGCCCCCGGUCCCGAGUGUGCCGUACGGAGGGCAGUGGGAGCGCGGAAACUUCACGGCAAUGCUGCAGGAUGCUAUACCGGUGGUGCCUGCGGAUUCUGCGGCAUCGCUGGGGAGUAGUCAAGAGACGACUAAGGGCAGGCGUCAAGACUCUGGUGGGCAGCGCGGCGGACGGAUGAGGACCAGUUCCUGCGGGGUGUAGGACUCAGCCGUCGAGCUUUCAAGCAGCGACCACGAUCACUUCAAAUUUCUAUACUUCGCGUCGACAUUCUUUUCUGUGUUUCGUGUUUGUUCUCCUGGGUGUAAGGUUGUUUUAAAAAGAUCCGUCCUCGCCUGUCUCCAAUCAGUAAGGUACGACACUUUGGUUAAUAGUGGAUUUGUGAUGGAUGCAUACGUCCUGGCAUUGUCAUUGUAGUAACCGUCCUCGAACGAGUGUCUUUCAUAGCGUACAUUGUAUUCUUCUACAGUCCAAAAGUAAAUGAAGGA